Molecule: messenger RNA, 2133 nt
Organism: Talaromyces atroroseus
Lineage: Eukaryota; Fungi; Ascomycota; Eurotiomycetes; Eurotiales; Trichocomaceae
Exons: 3
Coding region: 1-2133 (710 amino acids)
Source: RefSeq, a predicted model, not a curated record
AUGGGCGGUUCAUCCUCCCCUCCAUUCCUCUACGAUCCGGUAUCGCAAUGGUCCUUCAACGAAUACCAUAGAGGAAAGCCAUAUAAUCCCAAGGCUGUUACUCAAGCAAGCAGAGCUCCUCGCCCGCAGAGACCCCCUCAGGAGGGUCCAUUGGUGAGCUUUAAUCGCCAUCCCGACUCAUGGGUUGUGCCGAGUCCAAGUCCCCCCAUAGUUCCCAUGAGUCAUCACACCAAGGCUCGCGUGAAGCACACGAGAAGAUUCCAGCUUUUGCUUCGAAUUCUUGCCAUUAUCGGAGCACUGGGUAUCCUGUUUUGCGUAAUUUGCGUUACUGACACAGGAGCUGCUUUGGGGUGGAUAAUUCGCGUUGCACCAUGCGUCGCCAUUCUCCACACUAUUUAUGCAAUCUAUCAUCUUGCGCGCAAUGCUGCUAGUCGACCUCCUGGUACUUCAACAAGUUACCACCUAUUUGCCUCUUGCAUGGAUGCCGGAUUAGUUCCUUUUUACGCCUUCACUAGCUAUAUCGCUUACAGAGAAGUGCAAGGAAAUACCUACGGUUGGAACACCCUUUUCAAAGAUGCAACGAUCCAGGCCUACAUUGUUAAAGUGCUUUUCUACGCCACUGCGGUUUGCGCCGGCUUGCAUCUUAUAUCGUUCGUGAUCUCCAUUUACUUGGCUGUUGUCUUCAGACAGAUUACCAAGUUGCCGCCUGAUAUGAAUCCCUUGGAGGACAACCUCACUGCUCGCCCAUCAAGACGUAGUAAGCGCAGCACAAAGUCAGAUAUGACAGAGAAAAAGCAUAGGAGCACCAGUACAUUGGACUCGGCGUAUUACAGUGUCAGGUCUCACAUGGAUGACGCCCCGGUUGACAUACCAGAGCCUAUCCCUUUCAUGCAUACAAGACAACAGUCUUCGAACUCUGUCAUUGAUCCAAAAAGGGCGUCGCGUACUUCUCUGAAUUCCCACAGGCAGCCGAGAAUUGAUAACGCACCUGGUUCACCACGCAGUCCCAAACAGGCCACGUCACCAUCUACUCCCACAGCAACUCGGACAGCUCAAGCAACCCCGCCUCGACCUCGUUCAAUACUUGAAGAUGCUCCUGUAUUGCAUCCAACUCCUGGUAAUAACGUAUCCGCGAACAUCAGAUGGAGCAGCCCUGUUCCAUCAGAGGGAUCCGGUAACUGGGUGGUUUACGAUUCGCGACCUUCUUCGCCAGCAGUUGACGAGGACGAAGAUAAUGACAACAUGAAACAUCCGAGUCGGAGCAAAAACGAAUCGGCAUUUCCCAUAUUUAAUGGCGUCAGUGACUGGCUGGGCCCAGUCCCGAGAUAUGGCCGCGUUGAAAGUGGCACGCCCCAGAAAGAGGCUCGAGGCCAAUAUGCCGCAUUGGAGACCAAUCCUCAUAUCCACCUAGACGAAGUAUUCAUCAACAAAGAUAGCCUGGAGGAAGACAUUACCGAGUACCUGAACAGAGCCCUUGACCCGUUGAACCCUCUGAGGAUGAACCCUCCAACUCCUCAGCCAAAAGAGAAGUCCGACAACACAACAACUGCUGUAGGCCGGAAGCCUAGUAUUCGCCGUGUUGCGUUGGGUGAUAUUCCCAAUGUCUCUGCAGAUAGAAGCAACGACACUGCGGCCAUCAAUAACGUGGAUUCACCAUCUCCUACAAAGGAAUCCAAGUUAAGGACUUUUGGCAGCUUGAGACUGUGGCCAAGCAAACCCAACAAAACCACUUAUGAAUCUGUCCAAGAAGAAGAAGAAGAAGCUAUGUCUAGCGAUAAUGAGAGUGAUAAUGAUGAUAACGAACCACAAGAAUUGGCAACUCCAAAGCGCCGAACUGCCUCCAAAGCUACACUCAAUGACCAGACGGAUGCUGAUCGCAAAGGACGAGUCGUUAGCAACUCAGGCAUCGAUCUCGGCACCGCAUUCAACACGGGUUUGAGCUCAAAGCAGUAUGGAGAUUAUAUCUCCGGUCUUGGAGUUGGUCGCAGGCGAGAUGUCAGUGGGAAAGUUGCCGAGGAGGGACGCGGCGGAAUUGUCGAGACUACAGCUGAGGUAGUAGAUACUCCGCGUACGCCAGAGAAGAAGAAAGCCACUACUCGCGCUGCGGGCUGGGCUCGCUUUGCGGGACUUUGA